UCAGAAAACUAUAUAUUAUAUAAUAUGGGAUCGUAUUCCUUAAAGAAAGAGAACCAUGUGGUGGAAACUCCAACCCCACAAAGAGACCAUGACGCUGAUACUACCCUGUAUGCCAUGGUGCUAGGUUCCAACGUGGUCUUUCCUGCAGCUCUCAACGCUGCAAUUGAGCUCAACGUGUUUGAGAUCAUUGCAAAGGAAAGCUCACAAGAGAGUGGUGGAUUCAUGUCACCCCUUGAAAUUGCUUCCAAGUUACCAACACAAAAACAACAUUGUCAUGAGUUGCCAAAUAGGCUUGAACGUUUGCUGCGUUUGCUUGCUAGCUACUCUCUUCUUUCUGUUUCCACUCGCACCAAUGAGGAUGGUAGCACAGAUAGAGUUUAUGGGGUCUCACCAGUGGGUAAAUAUUUUGUCUAUGAUGAAAAUGGUGAUGGUUAUCUCGCGUCAUUCACAUCAUUUCUGUGUCACCCUGCAUUGUCAGGGGUGUGGCUGAAUUUUAAGGAAGCGAUCAUUGAUCCUGAGAUUGACCUGUUCAAGAAGGUUCAUGGAAUGUCCAAGUUCGAAUACUUUGGGAAAGAUCCAGAAACAAACCACGUAUUCAACAAAGCAAUGGAUGAUAUAUGCACAACCCAUAUGAAAAGAAUACUUGAAGUAUACAGAUAUGAGGGCAUAUCAACUUUGGUUGAUGUGGCAGGUGGAAUUGGACAAUGUCUCAAAUUGAUCAUCUCCAAAUACCCUUCAAUUAAGGGCAUUAAUUUUGACCUCCCACAUGUGAUUGAAAACGCACCACCCAUUCCAGGGGUUGAGCAUAUCGGGGGAAAUAUGUUUGAAGGUGUUCCACAGGGUGAUGCCAUGAUGCUAAAGGCUAUAUGCCACAAUUGGUCGGAUGAAAAAGCCAUAGAAAUUUUAAGCAAUUGUUACAAAGCUUUGCCAGCAAAGGGGAAGGUCAUUGUUGGGGAUUUCAUACUGCCAGAAGAUCCAGAACCUACAAAUGAUUAUAAAGUGGUUUCAAUUCUUGAUAACAUCAUGUUUAUUACACCAGGUGGAAGGGAAAGAACUGAGAAACAAUUUGAGAGUUUGGGCAACCGUUCUGGAUUUUCUAGGUUUCAAGUUGUCUGUCGAGCCUUCUCUACUAUGGCAGUGAUGGAAUUUUAUAAGUAAAUCAUAUCAGCAAUAAUUUGGCAUUUCAACAAGAGCACAUCAAUUUUUCAAAUAAGUAAAUCAUAUCCGUAAUAAUUACAUUUUAUGUUGUUUAAUGUAAUUGUGCUGAAAUGAAAGUUAUACCGGAUAUGAGUAUA
Molecule: messenger RNA, 1295 nt
Organism: Cajanus cajan (pigeon pea)
Lineage: Eukaryota; Viridiplantae; Streptophyta; Magnoliopsida; Fabales; Fabaceae
Product: isoliquiritigenin 2'-O-methyltransferase-like
Molecular function (GO): protein dimerization activity; O-methyltransferase activity
Source: RefSeq, a predicted model, not a curated record